This is a messenger RNA of Hipposideros armiger (great roundleaf bat), 2717 nucleotides long. RefSeq names its product Myb/SANT DNA binding domain containing 7 (gene MSANTD7). The coding region runs from base 88 to 1170 and encodes 360 amino acids. Lineage: Eukaryota; Metazoa; Chordata; Mammalia; Chiroptera; Hipposideridae. The record is from RefSeq and is a predicted model, not a curated record. The transcript is spliced from 2 exons.
UGAGAGCACCCAGCGCUUCCCCACGCCUUCAGAUUUGCGCCUUGCUGCCCAGGAGCUUCCUUCCGCUAGCCUUCCUUCCUAUCCACUAUGGCCAGUUCCAAUAGCAGUGCGGGCAUCCGCUGGUCCAGACAGGAGACACGAACUCUUCUCUCCAUACUAGGCGAGGCAGAGUAUAUUCAGCGCCUCCAGACUGUGCAUCAUAAUGCAGAUGUCUAUCAGGCUGUGUCUAAGCGGAUGCAGCAGGAAGGCUUCCGCCGUACCGAGCGUCAGUGCCGCUCCAAGUUUAAAGUUCUGAAGGCGUUGUAUCUAAAGGCAUAUGUGGCCCAUGCCACAAGUAUGGGCGAUCCGCCACACUGUCCAUUCUAUGAUACGUUGGAUCAGCUUCUCCGAAACCAGAUAGUGACUGACCCAGACAACUUAAUGGAGGAUGCUGCUUGGGCCAAGCACUGCGAUCAAAACUUAGUGGCCUCUGACACCCCAGGGGAAGAGGGACCCAGCAUUCUGAGAGCAAAAAGGACUCAGGCAGCAGAUCACCAGCCUACCUUGAAAACAGUUAAGGAAUCAGAUGAGGAUUGUCAACUGAGAAUCAGUGACCAGAUGCAAGAAACCAGUGACCUUGAGGACUCCUGGGAUGAAUCCUCAGGUGCAGGGUGUUCUCAAGGGACCCCCAGCUACAGCAGCUCCCACCACCUUUUCAGAGGUGCAGUUGCUCCCUGUCAGAGCAGCCCCAUGACCAGACUGGGUGUGUCCGGUGAGCCCAGUCCUUGCACCAGCACCAGCCGGAACACUCCUGGGGUGGCCUCCACACAACAGCUUCCAAUGUCCUCCGGAGUUUCUUUUGUUUCUGGUGGGGAUAGGCCUUUGACCAGUGAGCCCCCUCCAAGGUGGGCGAGGCGAAGAAGGCGGUCAGUGGCCAGGACUAUUGCAGCUGAAUUGGCAGAAAACAGGAGAUUGGCACGAGAACUUUCAAAACGUGAGGAAGAAAAAUUGGACAGGCUGAUUGCUAUUGGUGAGGAGGCCAGUGCUCAGCAAGACACGGCCAACGAGCUCCGCAGGGAUGCCGUGAUGGCAGUCAGACGCUUGGCGACGGCAGUGGAAGAGGCAACCGGUGCUUUUCAGCUAGGCCUUGAAAAAUUGCUUCAGAGGCUAAUUUCGAAUACCAAAAGUUAGGAACUGAUGACAAAAGGGUGUAUUGCCUAAAGUGGCAGAAGCCCAGAUCCAGCAGUUGCCUUCUGAUACCCUGGCAACUUUUCCACGUCCUCAGAAAAAAUGUAGAUGAGCCAUGAAUAUGCAGAGGAGGAGGAAUAAUAUGCCAGUUGCUUUACCCAAGUUUCUCCACUCAUUGAAAGACCUUUCAGAUAUGUGAGAGGUGGCUUAAUAGAAAACAAAUGGAGCCAAGUCCAGAGAGCUAGUUAGCCCUGGCUUUGUCACUGACAUGAGGCGAUUUAUUGUAGUUUACCUCUCUACACCACUGUCCUUAUCUGUAAAAUGGGAACUAGGUAACAACUCCUGACCUGCCUACCUCACAGGGUUGUUGUGAGGAGCAAACGGCUAAUAGAUGUGAAAGGGUUUAAAUAUUUAAAAGCACUAUACUCACGUAAGUUAUUAAUGUAUAUGAUCUUGGCUGAGGUGAGGCUAGGGUGAAGCGCAUUAGUUGACAAGAUAUAGAAUUGUGGUUGUAUACCAUGAUGACCUCAUUGCUUGAAACUUUAUUAGUUUAACUUGACUGCUUCCUGGAGUUUGAGAUCUUCAUUUCUAUUUUUUUUUAAUAACUCUAUAGCUCAAGACUACUAUAGACAUGACAUGUAUUGGUACCUUCCUCUCAUUUUCACUGCUAUGUCUAUGACAUACCUACUAGUACACACUCAGUAGUCAAACCAUCAUUCCCUCCAUUUUGAUAAGUCUUAGUCUCUAUAAGAAUAUAAUUCAGAACUGACAGGGAGCCACAAUCAUGUGUUAUGGUUCAUAUUGAUAAUCUUUGGUAUAAUGAGAUAUAGUGUGUUUUAUAAAAUAUUGAAUGUAAGUAAAUUCUUUGCAUUUCAUAUUACUAGGUUCCCUUUACAUGUAUGAUUAUAUAUAUUUAGGUUUGGGUUGCCAUUUGAACAUCAUGGAAAGAAUUCAGGUUAUAUCAGUUUCUCAAGUGCUUUUAGCUAAUUUCAUUCUCUUCUGUUAGCCUUUUUUCUCUGUCAUGUGUUAUAGAAGUCAAGCCCUAGAAAACUUUCCUUCUAGGGAAAUUUCAAAAAUCAGUUUUUCUCACAUGGUAUAGAUGAAAGAAAGUUCACCUAGUGAGUGGCAUAUGGUAGAAGAGAACAGUUGAGGGUGGUGUGAAUAAAGACUGCCUGCAAUAAACUUUUAAGCACAAACGCUCAACAAACCAAUUCCCUUUUCCCCCCAAAAUACACACCCUUCCUUUGGGAUGUGGAAAGGUGUUGAGCCAUAUUUCCAGUUUACUUUAGAAUGGAAGCCAUUAUUGGCCAUCAUUAAACUAACUUAAAGCUUUUAUUGAUUUACUUAGUACUUUCAGGAAAUAGGAGCCUUGGAUUUUAAACAGUUUUCCUUCCAUCUAGAGGCUGGAAAAAAAAAAGAUGUGAGCAUGUUGGGAGAGAUUUUAUAUUUUGCAGGCUUGGGUGCUUAAUGCUGGACAUACAAACAGAGAAGCGGUCGAAACAACAAUGGGAAUGUACCUGGAACCAUGACUUGGUGGCAAGCAAGCGAGC